Molecule: messenger RNA, 4640 nt
Organism: Antechinus flavipes (yellow-footed antechinus)
Lineage: Eukaryota; Metazoa; Chordata; Mammalia; Dasyuromorphia; Dasyuridae
Gene: PKD2L2
Product: polycystin 2 like 2, transient receptor potential cation channel
Exons: 13
Coding region: 1-1842 (613 amino acids)
Biological process (GO): detection of mechanical stimulus
Cellular component (GO): membrane
Molecular function (GO): calcium ion binding; calcium channel activity
Source: RefSeq, a predicted model, not a curated record
AUGCUUGUAUUAGAAAAAAAAAAAACCUUUGUUUUAUGCUUUAUAGUGUCACCGAAAUCUAAGCUGACCUAUAAAAAAGAACUAGAAAUUAGAUCCACCCUUCAGGAGCUGCUUAUCUACCUUAUUUUUCUAACAGACCUAUGUAUAUUGACUUUUGGAAUGGUAAGCACAAAUAUGUAUUACUUGAACAAGGUUAUAGCAACUCUGUUUUUGGAAACUUCUGUACUUGGGGAAGACAGAACUAACUUUAAAUCUGUUAGCACCAUAACUGAGUUUUGGAAGUUUAUGGAGGGACCCCUUUUGGAAGGUCUGUACUGUGACUCAUGGUAUAAUACAGAGGUUUUGUAUCAACUGAAAAACAGCAGCCGCAUCUACUAUGAGAAUGUACUUCUAGGAGUCCCUCGAAUUCGACAGCUUAAAGUCCGAAACAACACAUGCAUUGUCUAUCCAAAAUUUCAGUCUUUCAUGGAUGAAUGUUUUGACAGAUAUACUAUAGAAAAUGAAGACCGAUCUGAUUUUGGCCCUAAACAGGUACCUGAAUGGAAGUAUUCCCCUUCUUCAUCACUUUCCUUUCGGCAUUGGGGAAUUUUUGGUGUUUAUGAUAAUGGAGGAUAUAUGUUCACUUUACCCAUAUCAAAGACUGCAGCCAAAGAGAAGUUUACUUUCCUAAAAUUGAACAGCUGGAUCACUAGAGGGACCAGAGUUAUUUUUAUUGAUUUUUCAAUUUAUAAUGCUAAUGUAAACCUUUUUUGCAUCAUCAGAUUAGUAGCAGAAUUCCCUGCAACUGGAGGUGUACUCACUUCGUGGAAUUUUUACUCUGUGAAGCUACUCAGAUAUGUUACUUACUUUGACUACUUUAUUGCUUCCUGUGAAAUCAUAUUUUGUAUUUUCAUUAUUAACUUUAUCGUCCAAGAAAUUAAAAAAAUGAAAGAAUAUAAAUACACCUAUUUCAAGAGUUUUUGGAACUUGUUAGAGUUGCUGCUUUUGUUGUUGUCCCUUUUGGCAAUUUCAGUCAAUAUAUUCCGUACAUCACAAGCAUACCAUUUACUUGGACAGCUACUAGAAAAAACUCAGGAAUAUCCAGACUUCUAUUUUCUAGCAUAUUGGCAGAUUCGUUACAAUGAUAUGGUUGCUAUUAAUAUCUUCUUUGCAUGGAUUAAGAUAUUCAAAUUCAUAAGCUUUAAUAAGACAAUGUCGCAGCUGUCAACAACUCUCUCCCGCUGUAUCAAAGAUAUUAUAGGAUUUGCCUUCAUGUUUUUCAUAAUAUUCUUUGCUUAUGCCCAGUUAGGGUAUCUUGUUUUUGGAUCACAGGUUGAUGACUUUUCCACUUUUCAAAAUUCUAUAUUUACACAGUUUCGAAUUGUUCUGGGAGAUUUUAAUUUUGCCAACAUCGAGAAGGCUAAUCAGGUGCUGGGACCUACUUACUUCAUCACUUUCAUCUUCUUUGUAUUCUUUGUCUUGCUGAACAUGUUCCUGGCAAUUAUUAAUGAUGCUUAUUCUGAAGUGAAAGCUGACUAUUCCAUUGGUAGGAGCCCAGAAUCUGAAUUAGCGAAUCAAAUCAAAGCAAGCUAUACCAGGACCAUGGAGAAAUUAAAAUUAAAGAAACCCCAAACAGAAGGAAAAAAUAAAGUGGAAAUUGAAAGGGCAAACCAGAUGAAAAGAUGGAAAGAAAGGCUUGAAGAAAAGUAUUAUUCUUCAGAAAUUCCAGAUGCUUAUCGGCCUGUCACACAACAAGAAUUUCGAGAACUCUUUUUAUUUGCAGUAGAACUAGAGAAGGAAUUGCACUAUGUCAGUACAAAAUUAAACAGAGUGAUGAAAAGAAUUUCUACUUCUAAAACAUGAGAGAUGUGCAAAGGUGAGAUCAUACUGUGCCAUUACAUUAGCUUUCUUCUCCACCACUUUUUACUGUAUUACCACCUUUAAUCCUCUUCAAUCUAAAUUGUUUAAAGAAGUUUACUAAAAAUCUAAUAGUAUGCUAAAAAUCUAAUAGUAUGACUAUUGAAGUCCUUGUUCUAUAAUUAGCUUAUUCAGUAACAUUCCUAAACCCUAAAUGGGUUUAGGACAAUCAUUUCUAAAUCUUAGGGCAAGUAUCGUUGUGGCCAAGUUAUAGAGCUCUUGGAAGAUCUUGGGUAUUGAAUCUUUGUUUCAAGUAUAAGCUUUAAUGACUCUGGGCAAGUCACUUAAUGUGUCUCAGACUAAAAUUUCAAUGUCUCUCAGAUUCAAAUUUCCUCAUCUGUAAGAAGGGGAUAAUUCUUAAAUCAAAAGUUAUGGAAGGGGAUAAUUCUAGAAUUAAAAGUUAUGUUAUUCUCCAUGUUAUAAAGCAUUUUAUUAUUUUUAAAGGUAUUAUAAAGAGAGGGUUAUAAAAAGCUGAGUAAAAAAGGCCAGGAAGUUUAAGCCCUAGUCAUGAAGAGCCAAUUUUAUUCCUUUUUCAGAAUAUCAUUUAUCAGUAUUUCUUAAGUCACUGAUUUUAUAUCUUUACUUCUUAAUGCUUAAGACUAUAGAAAGCAACCAAAUACUUCAUAUGCAAGUGUCUCAGCCACAUUUUACAAAUUGAUGAUUCUUCAGGCAAACACAAGUUUAUAAAGCAGCUUGUUCUACACAGCAAUGUGAAUAGUUUGAGAACAUCUGAAUGUUAUUUCUCCAAAAAUAUUAAAAUGUUUAUACAUAAAUGAUACGUGUGAUUGUUUGAAAAGCAAAUCUGACUACUCCAAAUCACUCUGCUUCCUGUCCCCACAACUAGUCUGUAAGAUAGCCCAUUUAUUCCUUCAUUUUAAUUAGCAUUCUUUGAAUCCUGAAAAUGGGUUUCUAAAUGCCCCCUCCAAGCCAAGAUCCUAUGGCCAAAUUAAUUUGGGAAAAAUUAGUAAAAAAAAGUUGAACAAUAUGAACUACAAAUUUCACAAAUUCUCCCAAACCUAGAAAUUCAUUUGGCCAAAUGAGAGUUUCUCAAAGUUCUUGUUUUCUCUUGGCUCUUGAUACUUGUUUGGUAGACUACAUUAAAGUUUAAAAUUUUAAAGUUGAAAGUGGUUUACCACAAAAUUUUUAAAAAAUUAAAUUUUGUGCAUAAAUGACAACAGUCUCUCAGAGUCACAAAACAUGGGUCACAAUGAGACUGCACUUAACAAAAUUGUGCUCAUUUGUUAAGUGUAAAGUAGCAGUAAAGUAGCAGUCUGGCAUUUCUGAAGUCAUCAGAAAGCUUCUACUCCCAACCCAGAAUUUUGUGACAAACCACACAGAUAGCCUAUGGCUGACUCUCCCAAAACAAUCACCAACAAAUGGUAGGACCCGACUAUACUGCAGUUAUUUUUUCAAAGGCAUAAAUCUAAACUCUGAAUUUUUACAUACUACAACUAGUUACCACUUUCAAGUUAUCAUUUUUAUAAGCUAAAAAUAGCUAAUAAUAGCUAAGCUAUUAAAUAGUAUCUAGUCUAAAAUCUCCAAUGAAAGGCAAUUCUACAACCAUUAAAACUUUCUUUGGUAGAUUAAAAAGUUCUUUCGAUCUUCCAAGUCAAAUUCUAUUUCUAAAAAACAAAAAAUGUAAACCUUCUUCCAGGAAAUACAGAAAAAGUGGGUUUUUUUUUCCUUUCCACACCUGUUGCCAUCAACCCCAUAUUGCUUAAAGGCAACAAUCUUACUGCCAUUGGGUUUCAGAUCUGGUUUAUUCAAUCAAGAAUAAACUGACUCAGAACUUCAUGUCUGAGGACAUUAUAUGCCAAAGGAAUUUCCAGGGGCUGCCAUUUUUUUUAAUACCUGUUGGAAAAAUAGGAAGUCAUUACAAUGACUUGGGACAAUAAAGGUUAAGGUAUUUUUUAUUACAAAAAUCUAUACAGUGAAGUGCCAGAUAUAGCAACGUAAUUAUAUCUAGUGGACAUAUAAAUAUAUAUAAUAUGAAUAUAUAUCUAUAUAUUGCUGGUAUAUAGAUAUAUGGUUUUUACUUGUACCAAAGUAAAACUCUUAUCACAAAAUGCCUAGUUCUACCACUUACUGCCCAACAAGGAUGGAACACAACACUUAAGAGCAUAACUGUUGCCAUGCUUAUCUACUAAACUGAACAGCCAAACACUCUGUACAACAAACAUGAAGCAGCUGUUAAUUCUAAAAUGAACCAGUCAGAUCACUCACUUAUAAAAAUAUUGGAAUCAUAUAGUUUUUAGCAUUAUAAAGGAGGAAUAUAUUAUUUAAAACAUUUAAAUAGUGCAUAUUGACAUUUUGCAUGUGGCAUAUAAAACAAACAUUCAUGUACAACAAUAUACAGUACACAUUAGUUUCAAUGUUUGGAUACACCCGUGUUUGCAGACUGAUAGGAAAAAAACUGAAAUGUACAUUGCACAAUGGAUUCAAAUCAAAGUGUUAUAUGGUCCUGGUUUUAGUUUUUAAAUUUCAUUUCUCUAGGUACUUUAUGACUAGCCUUGCUAUAUGUAAAGGGAAACCAUCAGAACAUGGCUAGUUUUAGUGCUUUUUUUUUUUCAGAUUCUCAAACUCUAUGUCCACUAUUCAAUUCCAAAAACAAGAGGCAUUGCACACACAGAUGAACUCUGAAAUACUAUAAAUCCUAUUUUCAACCCUGUGUUUAUAUAAAAGUCCUUCCAAGUCUAUGAAGUUCAUGCUUCCCACAGCUUCUAAUGAUGUUACACCCCCUCCCC